Molecule: messenger RNA, 1277 nt
Organism: Colletotrichum godetiae
Lineage: Eukaryota; Fungi; Ascomycota; Sordariomycetes; Glomerellales; Glomerellaceae
Exons: 2
Coding region: 153-956 (267 amino acids)
Source: RefSeq, a predicted model, not a curated record
CAUCUGCCCGCCUUUGGUUCUUUGUGCCUGCGAGACGAUCACUGCUACCUCGAACACUAUGCACAACACAGACCCCCCGUCGACCUGAUCCGUGUCAGAUAGAGCUUCCCAAUUCCACCACCCAACUCAAACCACUUCAAUUGGCGUCGCCUAUGGAGGAGCUAAUCAAUGCUGGCCUUUCUGUUCAACGUAUCUACCAUUGUGGGGAAUUGGCCAACAACGAGGUCGGAGGCCCAUCGCAAUAUCCCGUCGCUACGACGAGACGCACUCUAUUACAUCACCAACGUUCAAUGCCAUUCGGGACAUUCGUUACAUGUCUCACUCAGGGCCAGGGCCGAAGGAACGGACGUUGCUGCACAUAUCGACCUAUUCAUCGGACCUGUCACUUCAAUUCGCUCCUCUGCCACACCCAUUGGAGUUACCCAUCCCGGUCUGGCCGACCUUCUGGACCCCGGAUAUCAGUUCCUCGUCAAUGCCCCUGGGAAAAACCAUCCGAUGGCAGCCCAAUGACACGGGCAGACGGGACAGCCUUGCUAUUGCACCUUCAUCGGCCGCUAAUCAGGUUCACACUCGUCCACCAUGCAACCUCACCGGCCGCUUCCCCGUGCAUGACUGAAGUACGGAUUAAGGUAUGGCUGCAUACUGAGAGCAUGGUUCAACCCACGGCCGCCUCAUUCAUUGAGCGUCGCUUAGAGCAAUUUUUCAAGCUGAUGCACAAGCUUCAGGUACUUGCUUGUUGGGUAAGCUCGUUUGCCGGGUCGUCAGGCACCUACAUCACAGAUUUUCGACCAUUUUGGCAUGUGUGCUGUCUGACACCUCGUUUGCAUUCGUGCUACCUCCAAGGUAUCGAACGAAAACCCAAUUGGUCUCGACAGUCCUUGAGAAGAUGCAAACGAGCCACCAUGUUGCUUUUGAAUUCGGAUGCUCGAAGUGCAGCCGGUGGAAGCGUGAAAUAGGGCGGCCGGUCCGACUUGUCAAAUCAGCUUCUUGUGGCGCCAGCACACCUUGCAAGAUAUUCACCGUUGAGGGGGCUGAGAGACAUCAAUAUCAAACGGCAACGCUUUCCCAUCGAGCAGCCGGGACCCCUGGAAUCUGUAUAUUACGCAGUACGCCACUACGGGAAUAUUCGCAUGUAUUGUGGCAACCUUGUCGAGCAGUAGUCGAGCCUGACUUGCAACCCAACUGGACCUCGCUGAGAUCAUAAACUCGACUCUCGGAUUGAUCUCAACGAUAACUAGGCAAUACAUGAGCGUUGGUGAGCCCUCCUCCGCCUCGGA